Molecule: messenger RNA, 2946 nt
Organism: Colletotrichum chrysophilum
Lineage: Eukaryota; Fungi; Ascomycota; Sordariomycetes; Glomerellales; Glomerellaceae
Exons: 3
Coding region: 1-2946 (981 amino acids)
Biological process (GO): regulation of protein secretion; regulation of exocytosis; establishment of cell polarity
Cellular component (GO): plasma membrane; cytoplasm
Molecular function (GO): GTPase activator activity; syntaxin binding; myosin II binding
Source: RefSeq, a predicted model, not a curated record
AUGGCCGCCUUUCUCCGAGGAAAGCAGACAGGCAUACAGAAUGACCUGUCUGCGUCCAUCCUCCCCGAGCUCUUUGCCCCCGACUACCAGUCUGCCUACGGCAUCAACUCGCAGGUCAGCUGCCUAGCUUACGAUCCAAUCCAGUCGCUUCUCGCCAUCGGAACGAACGAAUCCAAGUUUGGCCCCGGUAAAAUCUUCGUCUUCGGCCAAAACCGAGUCCAAAAGACCAUCGAGCCGCCAAGGCGCACAUCCUUCCGCUCCCUCCACUUCACCGCCAACCGACUGGUUUCCCUCGAUGCCAAGAACGAGCUGGGAAUAUGGGAUCUCGAUACCGCCAAGCGAGUCGCCGGUAUUGUCUGUCCCGGCCAUGUCGCCUGCCUCAUCACCGACCCCUUGCUCGACUGGGCCUUCAUCGGACUGGCUACGGGAGAGAUCUUGGCAUACGACCUUGACAGGGAGAACAUCACAAAGUCUUUCAGACUGCCGAACUUCUGGAAGGAGAAGGACCCGAAAGCCCGUGUCGUUGGGUUGGUGAGCAUUGCGCUUCACCCUAGGGACAUUGGCAAACUGCUCAUCGCCUACACCACGGGAGUGGUCGUGUACUCUUUCAAGCAAAACAAGCCCACUCAGUUCUUGGAAUAUGUUCUUCAACCAGGCGCGCCUGGCGGCGGUGGAGAGCCACCUGAUACGGUCCGCCGGCCGAGGCUUUCUCACGCUCUGUGGCACCCCACUGGUACCUUCAUUAUGACGGCCCAUGAUGAUGGAAGCAUGGUGUUUUGGGACCCGAAGGAUGGCCGUGUUGUCAUGGCCAGGACAUUGGACGAGUUCAAGAUCGAUCAGCCUUCACCUAACGCGGGACAUGUUGGCUUCAGAGAGCCAUAUGCCAAGAUCGCAUGGUGCUGCAAGGACAACCCGGACGACACCGGAAUUCUCAUCGCAGGUGGCCACAGCCCGGAGAAUCCGCAAAAGAGCCUGACAUUCAUCGAGCUGGGACAGACCCCCGUCUACGCAACUUCGACAUGGCAGGUUCUCGAAGACCAUUUGCGAGGAAAGAGAAACAUCUCCUUGCCGACACCCUCAGGGGCUCAGGUCGCUAACUUCCUACUCAUUCCCCGUCUUUCGCCGUACUUUGCUGGCGCACAGGAUCCCAUUGCGGUGUUGACCCUGCUCACUUCUGGCGAGCUACUCACCAUGAGUUUCCCCUCGGGAUACCCAAUCAGUCCAACAAACCAGCUUCACCCCUCUGUCUCUUUCGUCCACCCGUAUGUCAACAGAUUCGCCGUGCAGACCGUCGACCGGGGCCGCUGGCUCGGCAUGGUCGAGACCAGAAAUCAGGGCGAACCACUGCUUAAGGGCGGCGCCGCAGCUGCCAAGCCGAAGCGCCGAUACGAAGGACGUACCAUUUUCCAGAUCGCCCACGGCGACAGCACGGUCCGUCUCUGGGAUGCCGGUCACGACGAUGAGAUUGAGAACCCUACCAUGCUUCAAGUCGACGUUGCUCGCUCGCUCGAUCGUUACGAGGAUGUUGAUAUUACCUCCAUGCACAUGGCUCCCAACACUGGCGAAUUCGCUGUUGGCACGCGCAACGGUGAGCUGGUGAUUUACAGAUGGGCUGGCAACAGGUUCCAUGGAAAGGAUCACCACGAGGACAUUGCUGCCAACCCCGGUGGCCUCACUGACAUCAGCUCCAGAGCGGAGCCGUCUCUCAAAGAGGGCUUGCAGCCGUGGCAGUUGUACGAGAUGAUGCAAGGACCAAUUUCGGCCGUCAGCGUGUCAGAUGUCGGCUUUGUGGCUGUUGGCUCUGAAGGCGGCUUCUUCAGCAUUAUCGACUUGAGAGGACCGUCAGUCAUCUACCAAAUGUCUAUGUCGGAAUUCGCCAAGCGUGAGAAGAGAGCCUCGUUCUUGAAGGGUCAUAGUCAGCCCAGCGGAAAGGAGUGGCCGGUUGCCAUUGAGUUCAGUGUCAUGACACUAGAGGGCGACAACUACUCCAGCAUCUGCUGCUUCGUUGGCACCAACACAGGAAGGGUGGCCACGUUCAAGAUUCUGCCCUCCGGCAACAGCUACUCGGUAACUCUCGCCGGAGCUCAGCAGUUUGACGGCAAGGUUGUGGCUCUCUGCCCUAUUGUUGCGGACUCUGGCAAGCCUGCAUUUGCGACUGGUCCCAUUGUUGCAGGCCUCAGGAACGGACAGCAGGUGAACGGUGUCUUGAUUGCUGUGACGCAAACCGAGAUUCGCGUCUUCAAACCCGCAGGAGCCAAGGGAGCCUCUAAAUCCUUUGAUGACAUCCUCUGUGACGCAGCAAACGUCACCGAAUUCGAGCUCCACGGCUUCGCCAUUGUAGGCGUCUUUGGCGACAGGACAACCCGCGCGUUCUCCAUCCCGGGACUGAAGGAAAUUGGAAGGGCUCAGCUUCCCAUGCUGGACAGCAGUCGCAGCACCGCCGCCGUGGUGACACAGACCGGCGAUGUCUUUGGCUGGACUGGCCCAUCUGAAAUUGCAGUCCUAAGCGUGUGGGGUACUGCGAAGGAUCUUCCCGUCAGCGCGGACGUUCUCAUCAACCCCGAGCUCAUCACGCCGCCUCGCCCUACCAUUUCUAACAUGCAGUGGUUGUCGGGCACGCAGUACAUCUCGCCGACGGACCUUGAUCUUCUCAUCGCCCCUGAUCGCCCGCCCAGCAGACGCAUGAUCCAGGCGGCGGCGGCAGAGGCUAGGGCUGCACGCUCAGGCCAAACAGCUGCAGGGCCAAGCGCUGGAGGUGCGCAGGAGGGCUGGGGUGAUUACCUCACUAGACAACUCAAUGAGCGGACUGAGAAGCUCAACAUCAUGAGCGAUAACAUGGACAACCUGCAGAACCAGAGUGCAGGCUGGGCAGACGACGUUGGCAAGUACAUCAACAAGCAGAAGCGGAAUGUUGUGCUGGGAGGGCUCAAGAGCAAGUUUUUCUAA